Molecule: messenger RNA, 1656 nt
Organism: Striga asiatica
Lineage: Eukaryota; Viridiplantae; Streptophyta; Magnoliopsida; Lamiales; Orobanchaceae
Source: the annotation of a GenBank genome assembly
GAGAGAGAGAGAGAGAGAGAGUUGUUAUUGUACAAAAAGAAUUACAGGGAAAAUGGAUAGGAUUUAUUUGGAAAAAAAAAAUCAUGGGCGUAGAUUUAGGUGCGUGCGAGGAAAAAACGCAGAAUCUGGCACCUUUCACCAAUUGGAGAUACUUAAAAUCUCCAUUCCCCUUUAAACCCUUUAAUUCCGGUAACUCACGCCAUUUUCAGAGGGCUAUUUAAUUCUAAUCUCACCAGUCACCAGUCACCCCAUCAAACCCUGGAAACAAACCCUGAAAUGCAAAUCCCCGACUUGGAUCUGUACGAGCUAUCGGACGCUCGCCGCCGUGCCAUCCGAGACCACGUUUACGAGAGGAGCAAUGUCCGGGGGUGGAAGGAGCCGUUGUGGAGGCUUAUGUUUCGAAUGAUUAUCACGAUGACGGGGAUCUUCGUCUUCGCCCUGAGCGUCAUGUUCGCAGGAUACACAGCGUCUAUGCACGUGGUAUGGUGGUGGACCGGCCACGCGCCGAUUUGCGUGGAAUUUCCGAAGAACUCGACGGUCGCGUCGCGUUGCCUAACCCAUCUGGAGAAUCAAAUCGGUCACGCCGAGAUGAAAAUUGAUGAAAGCAUCCUACAGCUCCGGCGAGAUCUGGAGAAGAGGAUGGCGGAGGAGUGGGGCGAGGUGGAUCUGAUGCUGGCGGAUAUGGCGCGCGUUCUGGAUAGGCUCGCCCAGAAGCUUGAUGAUGGGUACAGGAAAGUGUCGAUUGGGGUGGAUUUUGAUGGCGAUUAUGCGCAGGCGUCGAGGGGCGGGCGGGUUUUGAGGCAUUCGGAGCCUGAUGAUGUGUUUUGGAGGUGGGUUUUGUGGUGGAUAUAUCCGCGGAUGGUUAGCGUUGAAGCGGAUAAGAUGAUCAGUCCCAGUUUCGGUUUGCCAGGCCAUUGUUUUGCUCUCAAGGGCACCAGCGGAUUUGUCGACAUCAGCCUCAGUGCUCCCGUUGUCCCACUAGCUGUCACAUUGGAGCAUCAAACUAAGGGAACAUCUGGUGAUGAUUGGCUAAAUGCUCCCAAGCAAUGCAGAGUUUAUGGGUGGAUGCAAGGCAAAGACCCGGUUGGAAAGUUUGUGCUGACCGUGUUUACGUAUUAUGUAGAGAAGGGCCACACAUUUUUGGUGGUGCCCUCUAUGCAUGAUGUUAUGAUCGAUACAAUUAGGUUUGAGUUCUCUUCCAACCAUGGGAACCCAUCUCAUACGUGCAUCUACCGGCUGAGUUUAUUUGAAUAUGCUUCCCAGUGCUAUUGUAGGUUGAUCCAGUUUGUGAGACGAGGCGAUCGAGACGAGCCUCCCCACGACUUAGUGGGGCACGUCCAAAGGGGCUUCUGGCCUUCGGCGACAAGCAUGCCCAGUCGCGCGAUGUGCUCGGUUCAACCUGGAUUGAAUCAGUUUUUAGAUCAUCUAAGCGACAUAGUUUUUUUCUUCAGCCCUGAAUAUUUCCAAAGAACCCACCCAUGGCAGGCGAGCUUGGGGAACUCAAAACCACCAGAAUUGGCUAACACACGCCCAAGUGGAGCAAAUCUCUUGCGCCGAUUGCUACAUAAAUCGGGAAAAUUUGCGGGGAAAGAGAAUAUUAGUCUCGGUAUAUCGAGAAAUCCAUCCAAUGACGGAAGGUUGGGCAAGCAACGGUGA